GGUGGUUUAUUGCCGGUGUGAGGCGGAGAAGGGAAACUUUGUGCCGCCGGAGAAGCCCAGGGUUUGACUGGCUACUGUUCGUUCUUAGAGCUCAGAUAAGAGCAAACAAAACCACCCAAGUAUUACGGGUUUCCACCUUCUUGUUCAAACUAAAAAAGGGCGCCAACUAUAGUUCUACAAAACUCUCCCCAUCAUAGGGAUUUUCUUUGAAGUCAAUACAGAAGAAAAUCGAUGGCGAUUGAGUGUCUUGUUCUAGGCGCAGGACAAGAGGUAGGUAAGAGCUGUGUGGUAGUAUCUAUCAAUGGGAAAAGGAUUAUGUUCGAUUGUGGGAUGCAUAUGGGUUAUGCUGAUCACCGCCGUUACCCUGAUUUCUCUCUUAUUUCAAAAUCCGGCGACUUCGAUGAUGCCCUCUCUUGCGUUAUUAUUACUCACUUUCACUUGGAUCAUAUUGGAGCUCUUCCGUACUUCACUGAAGUUUGUGGUUACAAUGGACCAAUUUACAUGACGUUAACUUUUCUACAGUAUCCUACCAAAGCUUUGGCUCCCCUUAUGCUAGAAGAUUACCGGAAGGUGAUGGUUGGAAGGGGAGAGGAAGAGCAGUUCACUUAUGAAAACAUCCUUGACUGUAUGAAGAAAGUUACCGCCGUGGAUCUCAAGCAAACGGUGCAAGUUGAUAAGGACCUUCAAAUCCGUGCUUACUAUGCUGGACAUGUCCUUGGAGCUGCAAUGUUUUAUGCCAGUAUGGGAGAUGCUGCUAUGGUAUACACAGGAGAUUAUAACAUGACACCUGAUAGGCAUCUUGGAGCAGCUCAAAUCGACCGAAUGCAAUUAGACGUUCUUAUAACUGAGUCAACAUAUGCGACAACUAUUCGUGAUUCAAAAUAUGCUCGAGAGAGGGAAUUUCUUAAGGCUGUUCAUAAAUGUGUUGCCAAUGGAGGGAAGGUGUUGAUUCCUACAUUUGCUCUUGGAAGGGCUCAGGAACUCUGUAUAUUGCUGGAUGAUUACUGGGAGCGGAUGAAUCUGAAGGUUCCUAUAUACUUCUCAGCAGGUUUGACAAUGCAAGCUAAUUUGUAUUACAAAGUGCUCAUUAAUUGGACUAGCCAGAAGGUGAAAGAUACAUAUGCUACUAGAAACGCAUUUGAUUUUAAAAAUGUUCACAGCUUUGACCGCUCGUUACUAGAUGCUCCUGGACCCUGUGUUCUUUUUGCUACACCAGGAAUGAUUAGUGGUGGUUUUUCACUUGAAGUUUUUAAGCAUUGGGCUCCUAGUGAAGCAAACCUUAUUACACUUCCAGGGUACUGUGUUGCUGGAACCGUGGGACACAAAUUGAUGUCUGGUAAGCCCACAAAAGUUGAUUUGGAUAAGGACACACAAAUUGAUGUGCGCUGCCAGAUUCAUCAACUGUCUUUUAGUCCCCAUACGGAUGCCAAAGGAAUUAUGGAUCUCGUCAAAUUUCUCUCCCCCAAACAUGUAGUACUUGUACAUGGCGAAAAACCAAAAAUGGAUCUGCUUAAAGCAAGAAUCAAAUCAGAACUGGGAAUUCAAUGUUAUGAUCCAGCAAAUACCGAAACUGUAUCUUUCCCUUCAACCCAAUUUGUCAAAGCCGAUGCCUCAAACACAUUCAUCCGUAGUUCUUUAACACCCAACUUCAAGUUCCUAAAAGAUGAAGUUAAAGCCAUGGCCCCACUAGAGGUUUGUGAUGAAAGAGUAACCGAAGGAAUCUUAGCUAUGGAGAAGGGUCAAAAGGUCAAGAUUUUACACCAGGAUGAGCUUCUAACCAUGCUUGGAACCGAAAAAGCUGAAGUUGAGUUUGGUUACUGUUUUGCAUUGCAUAUAUGCAGUUUAAAAAGAGUUUUGCCUGCCAUUGAAGAAAUUUCUGUUUUUGAUGAGAACUUGUUGCUUUCGGUUUUGAAUAUGAAAUUGUCGAAUGAGGUGGGGAUGCAGGAUCGCGUGGGAAGUCUUGAGGUGAACUCUUUUCGGCUUUCGAUAUGUAAGAAUGAUAAGUGCCCUCAUAGAAGAAAUGGUGAUGGUGAUGGUAAUGGUGAUGGGUCUUCUGAAGGCAUAUAUUUUUGCUGCAAUUGGUCAAAUCUGGAUAUGAAGCUUGCUUGGAGAGUUAUAUCUCUAUUGAAGAACAUGGAUUCAGGUGUUGAUUUGUAAAAUUAACAUCAAUUUAUGGAGACAAUUUUGUUAAACCGAGUUCUUGUUGGUAGUGUAAGAAUCUGAAAAUGAACGUAUUUUGGUCGAACUGUAUAUUAUUUCACUUACGCGAGUAUUGUCU
This is a messenger RNA of Cynara cardunculus var. scolymus (artichoke), 2278 nucleotides long. Its product is annotated as cleavage and polyadenylation specificity factor subunit 3-II. Gene Ontology annotation, biological process: snRNA processing. NCBI's taxonomy places the organism in Eukaryota, Viridiplantae, Streptophyta, Magnoliopsida, Asterales, Asteraceae. Gene Ontology annotation, cellular component: nucleus. The coding region runs from base 232 to 2157 and encodes 641 amino acids. The transcript is spliced from 13 exons. The record is from RefSeq and is a predicted model, not a curated record.